Messenger RNA from Aspergillus ochraceoroseus IBT 24754, 510 nucleotides. RefSeq lists its product as uncharacterized. Lineage: Eukaryota; Fungi; Ascomycota; Eurotiomycetes; Eurotiales; Aspergillaceae. Bases 1 to 510 code for a protein of 169 amino acids. The transcript has a single exon. The record is from RefSeq and is a predicted model, not a curated record.
AUGUCGACUCCUUCCGAACCCGAAUCAUCUUCCUUCCCCAGUAUUGAGGUUCAACUAAAUUUGCCAACCCUCUCUGCGGCCUUCUCCUCUCCUAUAGCCGUGCCAGUGCGGGUGUCAGUCCGAAACACUGGGAAGACAUGUCUCACCGUUCUGAGAUGGGGGUCGCCCUUGGACCCUCAUGCCAAUAUCUUAGGUUUAUUUGAGAUUCGACAUGCAGAAAGCGGCGAGCCCGUUACUUUGGAUACCAUAAAGCUCUCUCGCAAGUUACCUCCGUCCGCAAAGGAGUUGGUUGAGAUUCCUCCCAGCAGCUCCGUUGUGGUUGAAGUAACUCUUCCUCGCGUACCGCUCGUGGAAGGACACAGAUACACCAUCCAAGCAAAAGGGAGAUGGCACGCAAUCUGGGCGCAGCGUCUUUCAGCAGUCACACCUCAGCAUCUAGAAAACCUAUCCACUGCGAAGAGAGGCGAAUUCUCCUCUCCUGCGGUACCAAUCCAACAAUUUGAGCAGUAG